This is a messenger RNA of Paramecium pentaurelia, 1305 nucleotides long. Lineage: Eukaryota; Ciliophora; Oligohymenophorea; Peniculida; Parameciidae. The record is from the annotation of a GenBank genome assembly.
AUGUAAUAAAACAACUUCCAGGCAAAAUUUAAGGCAGCUCUUGCUAUUUCUAAAUUGGAUAAAAAAAAUAGAGCCUAAAACAAGGGAUAAACACAAAAUUAAUUACAUUAGACUAUUGUAGAACAUAAUGGACUUAAGUCCACAUAUUUUAUGGGCCAUAAUGAAAUUCCUGAGAUUGAUGAAAAUGCCAUAGUAGUUGCAGAAUUAGAUAUCUCAAUUGUCACAAAAAAAGGGGAACAAUACAAAACUCCAAAAUUAGAAGGAAUGCUUUUGAAAAAGAGUCCACAUUACUUAUAAGGAUGGUAAUAGAGAUGGGCAGUUUGUCAAGAUAAUCGCUUGGUUUAUUACUUGCCUGAAAAUAGAGGUUCUCCUUUCGGAGUUCUUGAUUUUAAUAUAAUGUCGUAUUCCCUAUAAGAUACAAAAGAUCAAAAUGGCAAUAUUAUAGAAUUUGUGUAUCACUUAUCUCACUAUUUCUAGAUUGAUUCCAAGUGGAUCUACAAAGAACUUUAUUUUUAAAGCUGGCACUUCUUAAGAAACAAUGAAAUGGUUUCAUGUUGUUAGGGAAAACAAGGACACUUCUGAAGGGGCAAAAAAGAUACUCAAUAACUUGGUUAAAUAUCCUAGAUUUUGGAGAGUAUAACAUAUUGUAAAAUUUAGACUGAUAGAAUAUCAUGCGAAUAAUUUUUGAAAACAGGAGAUACUGGUGACAUUCUUCUAUUUAGAGGAAAUGGAGCUAAUUGUCUUAUUUAGAGAGGAUUAACUGGGUCUGAUUAUGAUCAUGCUGCUGUUUUGUUAAGAUUUCCAUCAGGCUCAUUGUACAUAUUAGAAGCCACUGGUUGUUAUGGAGUUGGAUUAUGUUCUUGGAGUAUUUAAAAUAUUAAUCUCUAUAGAGGAUAUGAUUGAUGAGAAAUGGUUUGAGUUGUAUGAAAAGAUUAUGAUAAGAAAAUUAGAAAUUGAAAGAGAUCAUACAUUUUUAAAAACUGUUUAAGAAUUUGUUAAUGAGAAUAUGGGUAAAAAAUACUCACUUACUCCAAUGAAAUUGCUUAAAUAAAAAUCUACAGUUUAAGAUAUUAAUAAAUAGGUGAAUAAGGUAAAAAUUAAUAUUUAUAUAUUAUUUUAAAGGAAGAAAGAACCUUUUUUUGUUCUGAAUUGGUAGCAGCACUUUACAAACAGUUAGGAAUAUUUGAUUAAUAAAAAUCUGCUGCAUAAUAUUGGCCAGGAAGUUUAUGCUCAGAAAAUAAACAACUUGUUGUAUUAAAGGGAAUCUUGCAUCCAGAAUAAUUGAUUGAUUUUAGUAGUUUCUGA